Messenger RNA from Macrobrachium nipponense, 1494 nucleotides. Its product is annotated as late secretory pathway protein AVL9 homolog. The record is from RefSeq and is a predicted model, not a curated record. Gene Ontology annotation, cellular component: cytoplasm. The annotation marks the transcript as partial. The transcript is spliced from 13 exons. NCBI's taxonomy places the organism in Eukaryota, Metazoa, Arthropoda, Malacostraca, Decapoda, Palaemonidae.
CAUCAGGUGGAAUAUGCCUAUCCUCCGUUAGCAAAAGAGAAUGAUUGUGAACUUCCCGAGCUUUGGCGUCAUCUACCUUCUCUCUGUUUACCCGAUGGUGCUCAUAACCACGAAGCAGACACAGUCUUUUUCCACUUACCACAUUUAACAAAACCAGACCAAACUGUUUUCGGAGUAUCUUGUUACAGGCAGAUAGACGCUGAGAAAGUGACAAACAAGACUGCGGACAUCACUCGUAAUACUGUGCAAAAGUCUGUCUGCGUGUUAAGUACUCUACCGAUAUAUGGAUACAUACAGGAACGUCUGCAAGUGACUACGAAGGUGUACUUCAAGGGUGCAGACUUUUCAGAUGUCCAGGACUUAGAGGGUUUAUACCAUGACUUGAAUACAACAAAUUGGAGGGACAAACUGAAUCACGUUGACCACGAGGACAAAUAUGGAGUCUAUGUUUCUGAUGCUGUAAGAAUAUUUGGCCGAAAUAUUUUGGUGUUAUUCAAGUUGGUACUUCUGGAACGACGGGUACUCUUCUACCACAGUCCUGUUGGACCUCUCGUCCGUACUAUCACAUCCUUGAUGGCAUUAUUUCCUGAUAAUUUCCCAAAUGGACUAGCACAUGCUGCUUCACUAAGGUCACGAGGUCUUCUAGGCCUAGCAACGCUGCAACCCAGUCCAAAUGAAGCUGACUAUAUGGAAGUGUGUUACGCAGAUGAUGUUUUGGCUGCACCAGUUGUCAGCAAUGAGGCUGAUCAGGAUGAAAAUGAGAAAGCGCAGGAUGUCACUGAUGAUAACAUUGGUAGCUUAGAAGUUCUCGGAAGUUCCAUGCAAGUUACAGAAGUUGCAAUGGAGGCUGGAGGUGGAGAAGAAAGUCUUUCAAGUACAAUCAACACAAAUAGAAUACCUCUUCAUAACAUGGAGGAUACUUCUGAACCAACAAAAAUAAUCAAUGUUACUCAUGAAGAAAGUCUGCCCAUGGGAGGCCCAACAGGAGAUGGUAUCGGUAUGUCAAAAUGUGACGACUUCAGUGAACGUAGGAGUAGUAACUCAAGCUUAACCUCAGUGACCUCUAGGGGUUCAAUCAUGUCCCCUCCAGAGUUUAAUGGAGGCCCUGGAGGAAAUUCACAAGCAAAUUUUUCAACCAAAAUGUCUACCCUGAAAGGGAGACUCAGUGGUGCAUUCAGUUACUGGACGGGGAGAGAGAAGUCUCCAACGCAAGAAAAACCAUCUUCCAAGCAGGUUAUAAAAUCUUUAGCAAGUUUGGGAUAUGUUGACCACAAUGAGGCUGAUCAGGAUGAAAAUGAGAAAGCGCAGGAUGUCACUGAUGAUAACAUUGGUAGCUUAGAAGUUCUCGGAAGUUCCAUGCAAGUUACAGAAGUUGCAAUGGAGGCUGGAGGUGGAGAAGAAAGUCUUUCAAGUACAAUCAACACAAAUAGAAUACCUCUUCAUAACAUGGAGGAUACUUCUGAACCAACAAAAAAUAAUCAAUGUUACUCAUGA